GCGCUGCUGCUAUUGGACUUUUGUCUUGAGGCCAUUCUACUUGAUCACAUGAAGUCUAAUCUUCUACUUACUAUCUUUUUUCCUUUUUUUUGCAUCUCACCAGAUAUUAAUAAUCCAUGUGGGAUGUUCCCACUAGUUGUUCUUGGAUUUUGUCUUAUCUGAUCUACUAUCUUGGUUACACACAAUCUUGGUACUAAAUUUCAGUAGUAAAUCUCUUUUUAACUCUUUAUUGGUCCUGAUCUGACAUUUUCUUGUGGAAUUAUUGGUAUGGCUAAGAUUGAUUUUUGAUUUCUUGAGUAUUAGUACUGGUUUUCUUUACUUGGGGUUUGACAAAAUAUGAUUUUUCACUAAGUUUGAUGGUUUUCUUGGGAAUAUGAUGAGAAAUUGGAGUGAAUUUUGAGCAAAGAUUGGAUUUUUAUGAUAUUAUGAGAUUUGAGGUGAAGACCUGAAGUGAAGAUAUUUGUGGGGGAUUGUUUGGAUUUGUCCAAUUUUUUGAGAAUCUUGAUUUCUUGAGUAUUAGUAUUGGUUGGCUUUAGUUGGGGUUUGACAAAAUAUGAUUUUUCACCAAGUAUGCUAGUUUUCUUGGGAAUAUGAUGAAAAAUUGGACUGAAUUUUGAGCAAAGUUUGGGUUUUUUAUGAUAUUUUGAGAUUUGGGUUUAAGAGCUAAAGUGAAGAUAUUUCUUGGGUAUUGUUUGGAUUUGUCCAAUUUUGUGGGAUCUGUGAAAACUGACUAGUUAGAAAUGGAGAGCAAUUCCAAGACAAUUGUGUGGUUUAGGAGGGAUUUGAGGAUUCAGGAUAAUCCAGCUUUAGCUGCUGCUGCUAGAAAUGGAAGUGUUUUACCGGUGUUUAUUUGGUGUCCUAAGGAAGAAGGGCAAUUUUAUCCCGGUAGAGUUUCAAGAUGGUGGUUGAAGCAAUCUCUUAUUCACUUGAAACAGUCUUUGAAAUCUCUUGGGGCUGAACUUGUGCUGAUCAAAGCUCAGAGUACACUUUCUGCUCUCACGGAGUGUGUCGAUGCUGUUGGAGCAACAAAAGUUGUGUAUAAUCAUCUAUAUGAUCCUGUUUCACUUGUUCGUGACCACAAUAUCAAGCAAAAACUGGGGGAACUUGGCAUAUCUGUUCAGAGCUACAGCGGGGACUUACUGAAUGAGCCAUGGGAAGUUUACGAUGAUGAUGGAAAAGUUUUUACAACUUUUGAUGCAUACUGGGAGAAGUCUUUGCGUAUCCAAAACGAACCUGUUUCACACCUUCCUCCUUGGAGAUUAACUCAAGCUGCUGGAUCAGUUAAAAUGUGUUCAAUUGAGGAAUUGGGAUUGGAAAACGAGUCAGAAAAAUCUAGUAAUGCAUUACUAGGGAAAGGAUGGGCACCAGGUUGGAGCAAUGCAGACAAGGCCUUAACCGAAUUUGUAGAGAACAAUCUACUUGCAUACUCAAAGGAUAGGCUAAGAGUCGGGGGAAACUCUACAUCCCUUUUGUCACCUUAUCUUCACUUCGGAGAAGUAAGUGUGAGGAAAGUUUUCAACAGUGUGCUCUUGAAGCAGAUACUUUGGACCAAAGAGGGGAACUCUGUUGGAAAAGAGAGUGCUAGUAUUUACCUUAGAGCUAUUGGACUUCGAGAGUAUUCUCGCUAUAUCUGUUUUAAUUUCCCAUUUACUCAUCAAAGAUCGUUACUGAACAACCUGAGGUUUUUCCCUUGGAAUGCUGAUCAAGCCCUUUUUAAGGCUUGGCGACAGGGUCGGACUGGUUACCCAUUAGUAGAUGCAGGAAUGAGAGAGCUUUGGGCAACUGGAUGGGUUCACAAUAAAAUAAGAGUGAUUGUGUCGAGUUUCUUUGUCAAGUUUUUACUUUUGCCAUGGCAAUGGGGGAUGAAGUACUUCUGGGAUACACUCUUGGACGCGGAUUUAGAAAGUGAUAUUAUUGGUUGGCAAUAUAUUUCUGGUAGCUUGCCAGAUGGUCAUGAACUUGAGCGCCUCGAUAACCCAGAGGUUCAAGGGUUCAAUUAUGAUCCAGAGGGUGAAUAUGUCAGGCAUUGGCUACCUGAGCUAGCAAGAAUGCCAGCUGAGUGGAUACAUCAUCCUUGGGAUGCACCACUUAAUGUUCUCAAAGCUGCAGGGGUGGAACUCGGAAUGAAUUAUCCGAACCCCAUAAUUGAUGUAGAUGUUGCGAGGGAUCGUCUAAUGCAAGCUAUAUUUGUCAUGCGAGAAAAAGAAGCAGCUGUAAAUGCCUCAGAUGCAAAUGGAACCAUUGAAGUUGUUUUUGAUAACUCUGAAAAUGUUGGAGAUUCAGCCAAUAUUCCAAAGGACGACGUUGUAAAGAGAAAGGUGCCUUGCCCGAGUAGUUCAUCUUAUGAUCAGAGAGUGCCUUCAAUGCAACAUGGGUGCACUUAUAAAAAAAGACCAAAGCCCGAAGAAGAAACAAAGAAGCCCAAAGAUAACAGGCUUAGCUACAAGGAAGAAAGGAAAAUGUCAAACGUGGACGGUGACUUGUGCUCUACUGCAGAAUCCUCUUCUAUGAAAAAGCAGAUGACCGUCAGCAGAAAUUCAUUUUCUGUACCUCGAACAAUUACCAUGUCUCACGACAUAAAAUCCUUUGAGGACGAAGCAUCAUCACACGUGAAGCUGCAAAAGGAAGAAGAGAUUGAUACGGAAAUCAAUCCGUGCAAAAAUGGAGCUACAACGUGAUGAUUCCCUCACCAUCUCCAAACAUCUGUCUCUUUCGAAAAUGUUCAAUAGGAGACAGAUAGUCCAAUCAGCAUACGCAGUGGAAUGGCGAUGUUCUGUUAAAAAUGUCUUGUAUAUAUAACUACCUCUUAAUCGUAGCAAGGUUGUAGUUUGUUUGACAUAGUAUGUGAUAGAACUCAUCCUGAAGCAGCUCAGAUUCAUGGUUGGAUCUCUGCUUUUUUCAGUUACAAUAUAUAUAUAGACUAUUCAUAUGUAAUCUUGAAUAUGGAAUUUCUCUUGUAUUUUCAUAUUACAAUAAAAGAUGAAAGAGGUCAUCUAGUUUUGAGAAAUGAUAACACAUCCUACUUUGGGUAUGAA
Solanum dulcamara is the source of this 3035-nucleotide messenger RNA. Its product is annotated as cryptochrome-1. The record is from RefSeq and is a predicted model, not a curated record. The transcript is spliced from 5 exons. Gene Ontology annotation, cellular component: nucleus; cytoplasm. Gene Ontology annotation, molecular function: DNA binding; blue light photoreceptor activity; FAD binding. Bases 741 to 2678 code for a protein of 645 amino acids. Lineage: Eukaryota; Viridiplantae; Streptophyta; Magnoliopsida; Solanales; Solanaceae. Gene Ontology annotation, biological process: blue light signaling pathway; circadian regulation of gene expression; entrainment of circadian clock by photoperiod.